Messenger RNA from Carassius gibelio (silver crucian carp), 2617 nucleotides. Its product is annotated as activin receptor type-2B. The record is from RefSeq and is a predicted model, not a curated record. Bases 417 to 1931 code for a protein of 504 amino acids. The transcript is spliced from 10 exons. Lineage: Eukaryota; Metazoa; Chordata; Actinopteri; Cypriniformes; Cyprinidae. Gene Ontology annotation, biological process: activin receptor signaling pathway; protein phosphorylation; cellular response to growth factor stimulus. Gene Ontology annotation, molecular function: activin receptor activity; activin binding; ATP binding. Gene Ontology annotation, cellular component: plasma membrane; activin receptor complex.
AGUAGAACGGGAAAAUUGGUUUCCCUGCUGGAUGCGCUUCGCUUUCCGAAGCCAUUUUGGACUCAGUUCAGUUCCGUGGAUGUCAGAAUCGAACCCUGUCCUGCCAUUCUCGCUCUUGCACGGGAAAUGCUUCACACACGAACGGGAUUUGGAUGGAAAUCGCCGGUUAUUUUUGCACCGGAAGGCGCUUCUCUUGGAAUAGCCGCUUUUCCUGAUGGAUUUGUGCAUGUGUUAAAGUUUGAUUAAAGCCCGAUCGGUGGGUGGACAUCAGGCCGACGGUCACUCGCGCUCUUGUGUGUGUUUGUGUGUGUGUGUGCAUAUGUGUGUGUGUGUUUCCCCGAUCGUUUUAAAUGUGUGCAAAGGAGAAAACCCUGAAAAGGAGAACACCCGGGGUGUUUUUGUGUCACUAGAGGAAUAUGUUCGCUUCCUGGCCGACUUUUGCACUUCUUCUGGGAACUUUCAGUGCAGGCCCCAGUCAUGCCGAGGUGGAGACGCACGAGUGUUUGUACUUCAACAUUAACUGGGAGGUGGAGAAGACGAACCGCAGCGGCGUGGAGCGCUGUGAGGGAGACAAGGACAAGCGCUCGCACUGCUACGCCUCGUGGAGGAACAGCUCGGGCAGCAUCCAGCUCGUCAAGAAGGGAUGCUGGUUAGACGACUUCAACUGCUACGACAGACAGGAGUGUGUGGCCACCGAGGAGAAUCCUCAGGUGUUCUUCUGCUGCUGUGAAGGUGACUUCUGUAACGAGAGGUUCACACACCUGCCUGACAUCACUGGACCAGUGCUGGAGUCUCCUCCGUCCGCUCCGCUGCUGCUGAUCGUGUUGGUUUACUCUCUGCUGCCCGUCACGAUGCUCUCCAUGCUGCUGCUGCUGGGCUUCUGGAUGUACCGGCACCGCAAGCCUCCGUACGGACACGUGGACCUCAGCGAGGAUCCGAGUCCGUCUCCUCCGUCUCCGCUGCUGACUCUGAAGCCUCUUCAGCUGCUGGAGGUUAAAGCUCGAGGACGCUUCGGCCAAGUCUGGAGAGCUCAGAUGAUGAAUGAAUGCGUAGCUGUGAAGAUCUUCCCCAUUCAGGACAAGCAGUCGUGGCAGAACGAGCGGGACAUGUUCUCCACGCCGGGCAUGAAGCACGAGAACCUGCUGCGCUACAUCGGAGCCGAGAGACGCGGAGCAAACCUGGAGACGGAGUUCUGGCUCAUCACCGAGUUUCAUGAGCGGGGCUCUCUGACGGAUCAUCUGAAGGGGAACGUGCUGAGCUGGACGGAUCUGUGUCACAUCGCCGAGACCAUGGCCUGUGGUCUGGCGUAUCUUCACGAGGACGUGCCUCGCUCCAAACCAGCCAUCGCUCACAGAGACUUCAAGAGCAGGAACGUGCUGCUGAAGAGCGACCUGAGCGCGGUGCUCGGGGAUCUGGGGCUGGCGGUGCGCUUCGAGCCGGGGACGCCGCCGGGGGACACACACGGUCAGGUCGGGACGCGCAGAUACAUGGCUCCGGAGGUGCUGGAGGGGGCCAUCAACUUCCAGAGGGACUCCUUCCUGAGGAUAGACAUGUACGCCAUGGGCCUGGUGCUGUGGGAGCUGGUGUCUCGCUGCAGAGCUGCUGACGGUCCUGUAGACGAGUACAUGCUGCCGUUUGAGGAGGAGAUCGGCCAGCAUCCGUCUCUGGAGGAUCUUCAGGAUGCGGUGGUUCAUAAGAAGAUGCGGCCGGCGUUUAAGGACUGCUGGCUCAAACAUUCAGGUCUGGCGCAGAUGUGCGAGACGAUCGAGGAGUGCUGGGAUCACGACGCCGAGGCGAGGUUAUCAGCCGGAUGCGUGGAGGAGCGAAUCUCUCAGAUCCGCCGGCUGACGAGCAUCACUACCUCAGACCUGCUUUCUACAGUCACCUCGCUCACAAACGUGGACCUGUCGCCCAAAGAGUCCCGCAUCUGACCCUCGGAGAACCUCAAACCACAUUACAGCCGCUGCUAUCCUAUCCCAACAUGUUUCACUUUAUUAUGAUUAUGAUUGUCAUCGUUGUUUUCUCAUGGGAUCAGUAACUACCAGCACACCUCUCUACUGUAUUUUUAUCAUCCUGAAGACUUUUAAACACACAUUCAGGAGCCGACAAAUGAAUGCUGACCUCCACUUUUCCAGUUCUGCCGAUUCCGUUGAUUUUCCUCGUUUUUCUUCUGGGUUUUUUUGAAGAUCCAACAGUGUUCUGCAAAUCCUGCGAGGAUCAUUUUGACUGUUACACAUGCAACACUUUUUUUUAUCUAUCUCUCUUUCUUUCUGAAAGUGUGCUAUUCAGAAAUACAUAAAACGUGUCUUUUACGGAACUGACGGGUGUUGAAAGACGACUGGACUGAUUCCUUUCUUGCGUUUCGGUUUUAUUGAGUGAUGACUGUGAAGUUGGUUGGUUUUUAUCGAUGGCUGGAAACUCUUGCAUGUGGAAAUCUUUCUCAGGGAUCCAGUAUCAAGUGCUCCAUGACUGCCUUUCCCACGUCAGAGAGAAAUACAGCGGUGCCCUGAUGAAUCUAACACUAAACAUGCAAGACCUGUGUGUGUGUGUGUGUGUGUGUGAUGCUGAGAGUUUACUGAAAAUUGAUAAAAAGACCAUAAAAAGUGUUGAAAUUUUA